AUGGCGACCGUGUCAGGGCGCAGAGAUGCUAAGCAACAGCCAGCUGUGACGGUUUUCAGUGCUACUUGUUCGGAUAGGGAUCUCUUCCUGAUGAUCACGGAGCAGGGGUUGAUCCUGCUGGCGGUGCUGGAGAGGCUCGCGGGGUGCGUGCUGACAGAGCUGCGGCGUGCUGCCGCUGCUGUCGCCGCUGAAGAGAGCCCCGACUCUGCCCCUGCUGCGAAUUCGCAGUCCGAUGACAGCGAUCACCUCCAGAGCAUGCAGGACCUCCAUCAUUUAAUUAAGGAGGUCACCCCCGAUGACUGGCGGUCCUUCAGCUCCUACGUCCCCAAGGCGCCCGCCCGGGAGCAGCCCGAGUUGGAGGCCGACGAGUCGUUAGCGAAGCCCAUGAGGGCAGCUGCAAAAGAGCGGCGGGAGCUUGCAGCCAAGAAGAGGCACGAGAUAUGGGGAGAGCCUUGGAAAGACAAAGUUGAGCGAGUACGAGUGGCGUCUCCCUACAGCCGCUACGCGUCGUGGAGUUUGAACGCGGUGAUGGUGAAAGGAGGCGAUGAUCUUCGACAGGAGCUUCUGGCCUCUCAGAUCAUCGAGCAGUUCAGCGCAAUUUUCCAGGAAGCUGGUUUACCACUCUGGCUGAAGGCCACAAAGAACAGGCUCAGCUUCACUUCCCCUUGCUUCGCAUCCCCUGCCCUCGAAGCCAUGACGGAGGCCGAGGCCGUGAUGCGCGACCAGUCCGGGUACAUCACCCACACCUCGAAGAAAGACUUUGGCCCGCUCGAAUUCACGGGGAAGAUCGCAGGUGGGUUGAGGAUGGACUUGAAGAGGCGUCUGCCGCUCUAUGCCAGCGACUGGACAGACGCGUUUAAGGCUGAGAACAUCCAAAAAUCUGUGUCCUCGAUCACGUACUUGUUCAUAGCGGCCCUGGCACCGGCGAUCACCUUCGGGAGCCGCUUCUUGGACGGCACCAACGGUCAAUUUGGAGUGCUGGAGAUGAUCAUGUCCACGUGCAUCAGCGGCAUACUUUUCUCCACAUUCGCAGGGCAGCCUUUGUCCAUCCUCGGAGCUACCGGCCCCUUCCUGGCCUACACCCUCGUCGUCUACGACCUGGCGGAAGCUGUCGACAUUGAGUUCAUGCCCUUCUACUUCUGGACCUGCAUGUGGUGCUCGCUCUUCACCAUCCUCGUCGCGGUUUUCGACCUCUGCGCCCUCAUGAAGCACGUGACGAUGUUCAGUGAAGACAUCUUCGCUGGAUUGAUCUCACUCAUUUUCAUCAUCGAUGGAGCGAGACCCCUCAUUGAGAAUUUCGCCGAUGGUGUAAUGCCCUUGACCAAUGCCAUGUUCGAGAUGCUUCUCUUCCUCCUCACCUUUGGAUUGGCGACCUAUUUGUCACACUUCCGGCGCAAGCCUUGGGCGCUCCGGUCUAUCCGCAACCUCCUGGCCAACUUCGCGGUGACCAUCGCCCUCGUUGUCGCGUCAGCGGUUGCUGCUAUCUACUCCAACGAGACAAACCUGAGGAUGUUGCAGGUCGAUGCAGACUUCUCGCCAAACCUGGUCCUCUCCGAUGGCAGCAAGCGCCCCUGGAUCGUGAACCCCGCGGGCAUCGAGAAGCCCUUCCCUGCUUGGGCCAUUCCUUAUGCCAUUCUUCCGGCCAUUGGCUUUGCAGUGUUGGGGUACCUAGACCAGAACUUGACCUCCGUGAUUGUGAAUAGACCGUCCAACAAUCUCAAGAAGGGCCCUGGAUAUCAUCUUGACCUCUUUGUCCGCGGGGCACUUACCCUGCCAGCUUGCGCCGUGCUCGGCCUUCCCCUUUCUGUGGCCUCCACGGUGCCGAGCAUUACUCACGUGAUCUCUUUGACCACGUACGAUGUGCAGCAGAUGCCGGGAGGUGAGCGUAAGGUGCCGGUGAAGGUGGUGGAGCAACGCGCGACCAAUUUUUUGAUACAUGUGUUCAUCGGUCUCGCACUCUUCCUUGCCCCGGCGCUGAAGCUCCUUCCACGGUCGGUGCUUCAGGGCGUGUUCUUCUACAUGGGAAUCGCCAGCUUGACCGGCAACAACCUCUUUGACCGGCUGAAACUCUGGCUUAUUUGGGAUCCGGCCAAGUACCCCCAGUACCACUACGUGCAGAAGCUUCCCAUCAUGCGUGUGCACUUGUACACCCUCGUCCAAGUGGUUUGCCUCGCAAUCUUGUAUGGCCUCAAGGCCAUCAAGGAGACCUCGGUCGUGUUCCCCUUCUUCAUGGCCUCCUUGGCCAUCGUCCGCAAGGGAAUGAGGUACAUGUUCACCGACGAGGAGCUGAAGCAACUGGACGGUUUGCCGGGACAGGAAGAGGAGGAGGAAGAAGAGGAGGAGGGACCCAAACCUGAUCUCUUGAACCUGGACGUGAAGCCUGCCGGCCAGGACAAGGAAGCCUGA
Messenger RNA from Symbiodinium sp. CCMP2592, 2406 nucleotides. The record is from the annotation of a GenBank genome assembly. NCBI's taxonomy places the organism in Eukaryota, Dinophyceae, Suessiales, Symbiodiniaceae.